AUGGCUUUCGCUCUUCGAAACAUGCUCUCUUUUUUCACUUUUGCGGCCACAUUUUCUCUGUUAUUCAACUCCUGUUACUGCUUCUACCCUAAGCUCCUUAAUGCCUCCUUGGCAGCAUCUGAGUCCGAUUGGUCCCCAGCCGGAGCAACGUGGUAUGGCAGCCCCACGGGGGCUGGAAGUGAUGGUGGAGCUUGUGGUUAUGGGGGUGCUGUGGAGCAAGCCCCAUUUUCGGCGAUGGUGUCGGCUGGGGGCCCUUCCCUAUUCAAAUCUGGCAAAGGAUGUGGAGCCUGUUACGAGGUCCAGUGCACGACAAAUUCAGCGUGCUCGGAAAAUCCUGUGACUGUAGUUAUCACCGAUGAAUGCCCUGGCUGUGUCUCGGAGUCCGUUCAUUUUGACUUAAGUGGUACUGCUUUUGGUGCCAUGGCAAAGUCUGGCCAGGCUGAUCAACUCCGUAACGCUGGAGUCUUGCAGAUUCAAUAUAGAAGAGUGCAAUGUAACUAUCCCGGGACGUCCAUUGCCUUCAAAGUUGAUGCCGGCUCCAACCCUUACUAUUUCGCCACCCUAGUUAUAUACCAAAAUGGAGAUGGUGACCUUGCCUUAGUUGAACUCAAACAGGCGCUUAACUCUGACCCCUGGCUUCCCAUGCAACAAUCCUGGGGUGCAGUCUGGAAACUCGACAGCGGCUCGACGUUGCGGCCUCCGUUCUCCAUCAGGCUGACAUCACUCACCUCUGGCCAGACUCUUGUGGCAACCGGUGUCAUUCCUGCUGGUUGGCAGCCCGGACAAACCUAUACAUCAGUCGUUAAUUUUUAA
Theobroma cacao (cacao) is the source of this 813-nucleotide messenger RNA. Its product is annotated as putative expansin-B2. The record is from RefSeq and is a predicted model, not a curated record. Lineage: Eukaryota; Viridiplantae; Streptophyta; Magnoliopsida; Malvales; Malvaceae. Gene Ontology annotation, biological process: sexual reproduction. Gene Ontology annotation, cellular component: extracellular region.